Molecule: messenger RNA, 8566 nt
Organism: Anastrepha ludens (Mexican fruit fly)
Lineage: Eukaryota; Metazoa; Arthropoda; Insecta; Diptera; Tephritidae
Gene: OtopLa
Product: proton channel OtopLc
Exons: 9
Coding region: 1971-4778 (935 amino acids)
Biological process (GO): proton transmembrane transport
Cellular component (GO): membrane
Molecular function (GO): proton channel activity
Source: RefSeq, a predicted model, not a curated record
AAAAAUGCUUAACUCUACAAAUGGCAAUUCUUCUACAUCAAAUUGGUUUAGAGGAUAUAAAACAUGGUCGUUGACUGGGUACUCACAUAUUUAUUUUGCUAUCGAAGCACCUCUAAACCAACUACCCAUUUACUACGUAAUCUGAUUUAAUGAAGAACACAAAUUUAAAUCCUUUGUAAUUACAAAUAUUUUUGUUCCAUAUCCCACAUUUAACUGGUUAACCAACGCAAUAUCCCUUAGAAUCAACGAAGCACACAAAUUUUAUUUAGCGAUUUAACCCAUUUGCUAUGCAAAUGAAAUUUGUACACAAUUUGAAUAUAAAUGAUGGAAAACGCAAGCAAGUAAAGUGAUAGAAUAUACAAAAAAAAACAAAAAACACACAAAAACCCAACAAUAAAUACAACAAGUACAAUGCCCAAUAAGCCCCCAACGAGCCAUGCGAGCCUACAAGGAGUCAUUGUGCCUGAUGGUCUAGGGAACAAAGCGCAACACCCCAGAGUAUACCAGCAAGAAAAUAUGCAAAUAGCUUAAAAGUCUGGCACAGUUUCGUUUGAAAGCGAGGCGUAAAAGCAAAAGCAGCACACAAAGCAGAGUACAAAGGACGUUCACAAGGACUAAGCGAAACAACACACAAGCACAAAGCAUAGAGGUGGGGAAAAAGUAGUAAAGCAAAGUAAUAUGGAAUACACAUAAGAAUAUGAUUUGGCAGAAUGAUGAGCAAAUAAUGAUGAGCGGGUAUUCUUGAGGUAGUACACAUAAUUGCCUGCAUGAUUGUGGAAGAGUGAAGUGGAGUAGAGUAGAGCAGAGUUGAGUGCCAGAAUCUGAAGUAUGUGAGAAACUGAGAAUAGGAGAAGCUGAAGGGGAAAGAAGCUUUAUUGCCGUUGUAGCAGGAACCUGGCACCUCGCUCGACUACUUACACAUACAUAAGUAUGUGCUUACGAGCAUUUGUGUGUGUGUAUUUGAGCAAAUAAGUUGUGCUCAUUCGUACGACAAGUGCGCAAGAGAGUACACUUGCUCGCGCAUAAAGCUUUUCCUAUUUAUUCACAACCAGUUCCACACGUCACAUAGGUUACACAAUGGAUGCCAUCCAUGCUUACUCCUGAAAAAAUAUGUUGUAUCUUCUCUGAAAACAACUUACUAUUUAAUCACUAUGAGUUCCACACACUAAAUAGGUUCCACAAUCCACAUACGUUCCACACUUCACAUCCUUGCUCGCGCUUCCAAAAAAAGUUCUGCAUCGGCUGUGGCAGUAACUCCCUAUUUAUUUACAACCAGUUCCACUUGACACAUAAGUUCCACAAUUUAAAUACUUGCUUCCUUCUUAAAAAAUUAUGCUGUCUCUUCUCUGAAAACAACUUGCUCUUUAGUCCCAAUGAGCUUCACACCCUAUAUAGUUUCCACAAUCCACAUAAGUUCUACACUUCACAUCCUUGUUCACGUUUGAAAGGAAAGUUCUGCCUCUAUUGUGGCAGUAACUCCCCAUUUACUCACAAUAAGUUCCACACUCCACAUACACAAUUUGUACAUCGGCACAUCGUUACGAGAGCGCACGCAUUUGAAGCACAGUUUCAGCAAAUGUUUCUGCUGUCUUUGUAUAGACGCAAAAUUUCAACUUCUUCGCCCAUUUUCCUCUCGCAGUUUUAAUGUGACAGUGACAACGAAAUACGCUAGCGUCCAAUUGUGGAAACAAUAAGAAACAAAUUCAGAAAAUUUAAGUAAAAAAUAAGUAAAAUUGCAAAUUUAUCAAUUAAAAAUUUUGAAAUAAAAAACAAAACAAAAAGUUACAUAAAUAUUUAAAAUGUAAAUCAGUGUCAAAUUAUUAUUCUGCUCAAAUAAGCAACAGCUAAAUGUUUUUGAAUAUAUCAUAAAAAUUCAAUCAAGCAAAUAAAAAGCACACAAAUCAACAAAAACAAAGUGAUUUGAGAAUUUUGCAAUCUUGUGUGUGAGUGCGUAGUGAAAUUUGUUAGUAAUGGGUGGCGGUGAAGUUAAAGUCGCUACCGUUGAUGUUGAGAGCGGCGAUAAUAUGGCCACACUUCCGGUGUCGCGCUCCCACACGACCGGCAGCAAUGAUAGCGCCGAGAAGAAUAAUGCUGCCAAUAAGGAAAUGGAAUUAAAGAACGUGAUGCCGCAACCAUUGCAAAGGACAUCGUUGUUCAUCGUCACCAGUUUGGUGUACGCCAUCAUUUUGAUUGUUGUUUGCAUUGCCUAUGUGAUUAGCGAUGUGACAACCCACCGUCUGCCAGUGCUCUACUACGAAACGUUCUUCACGUAUUUGUAUGGCGUCAGCAUACUCUUCCUAUUGUAUGUAUUUUGCUUCCUGUUGCAGGAGAGUUCCUGCUGUAAUGGCAACAGUAAACCGAAACCACCACCUAAGGAGAAAAAAUCAAAGAAGAAAGUACCAGAUCCAACCGAUUCGAAGGAUGCGAAGGGUUCCAAGGAUUCUGGCAAGAGCGGCAAACCGAGCCCAUACCAGGAGCGAUAUCCGGUUAAGAAACGUGAUCUGGUACGCCAGUCCUUGUCGCUACAGGAUUCACAAGCUGAGGCUGAGGUCGCCGUAACCACGAAGAAUGUACGAAAACGUAAGACAACCCACAGCGAUCCCACACAUGGCAGCUUCUUCUUGCGUGUGGGCGCCAUAGCUUUUGGAUUGGGCGCCAUGAUCUAUAUUGGACUGGAGUUUGGCUCUUUCUUUGAGAUCCCCUUCGAUUCGCCCUGCCAUCACAUUUUGAUCGGCGUAAAUCCAUUGCUGCAGAUGGUAUUCACCUUUAUGCAGAUGUAUUUCAUUUUCAUGAAUGCCAGACUCAACAUCCACCGCUUCAAGGUGAUCGCCCGCUUUGGCCUCAUGCACGUUGUCGCCACAAAUAUUUGCGUUUGGAUACGUACGCUCGUCAAGGAGUCACUACUCGAAAUCACACUUUAUCAUCAACGUCGUGAACCCGAUCCCGAUGACUCGUCCAUUGCCAAGUCCAUACGUCAGCAUGCAUUGCGUCAUGCUGGUACAGUUCUGCGCACACACACCGGCCCCAAUGAAGAAUUUGAGGUACUGGACGGCGAGGAUUUGCUUCCCGCCAAUGCCUACAAAACUGACAAUGUAAUCUCGAAAUUGGUGCGCAAAACUGUUGAUGGCAUUUCCAAGUCGCUGGGCAUGGGCGCUGCUGCCGGUACGAAUGCCAAUGCAGCGCUCACCACGCUGCUUACAUCUACCGCUAGACCUGCCACCAUUACCACCACCACCACCACCACUACCCCACGUCCCUAUUUCACCACACCAUCAUAUCAGUGGCAAAGUACUACUAUGGCACGCAAGUUGAAGAAGUUUAUCACGAGCACUACAGCUGCCACGACCACCACCACGUUGGGCACCAUGCCUACCACAACACCAACAUCGACUACAAUGCUGGCGAGCAGCCCUUUUACCACAACCACUACCACAACAACCACGACCACUGAGUCACCCUUCAGACAUCACUUUGAGCAUUCGGCAUUUACGACUGGUGCCCCAAGCGUUGCCACCGAUUAUCUUAUGUCCACACAUGGCGCUGUUGCCGAUUUGCCAUCAUCCACCUCAGAGACUAUGUCUUCGAGCAUUGGUUCGGGCAUUGCCUCGUUCUUUAGUAAUUUAGUCUCGUCAACGCCUAGUACCACCGUCACCACAACCACACCCUCCACUACCACUGAAAAUGCUUUGAAUGUCAUGACUAAUUUGCUUGGACCCGGCAUGAAUAAUUUCCAAACUUACUCGGGCAUCUCACAUCCGGAAUCGACUGGUGUUGUGAGUUUUGAAAAUCUAGAGAGCCUCGAUAACAUCUAUCCCGCCGCAUUAUCCUCCAACAUUGGCACUUUGAACUCAACCGCUUGUGGACGUGUCGAUAUUAUGGGCACUAUAGUCUACGACUCGGCACCCUUCCUGUAUCCCUUCAUUAUCGAGUACUCACUGAUCGGCGCUGUUGUAUUGUAUGUUAUGUGGAAGCAUAUCGGUCGUUAUCCGGGUCGUAUGAACGAUGAGGAUUUGGAGCAUCGUUUGGAAGUGAUGUUGUCACGUCGUGCUGUGGCAAUGGCACAUCAGGCUCGUUCGGGUCGUGUCGAUUGCGUGGGCUCGUCAAAGGGGUUGUUCUUUGGUCUGUUGUUGUUGGUAGGUGCAUUGAUCUGCCUGAUACUCUUCUUCGUCUUGGUGCGUCAUCAGCAGUUCUCGCUGCUAGCAAUUUACCUAGCCGACGCAAGUCACUGCAUACUCAUGGCAUUCGCUGUGCUCGCCAUCAUCAUCGGCUUUAUAAGAGUUAAAAAUCUUAAAUUCCGUUGCGAAGAGCAAUCCAAUCUCAAUGACAUUCUACUACGCAUCUCCGCUUUUGGUCUUUUCACCUAUUCGGUGUUUGGUGUCAUAGCCGGCAGUUUGAAGGCGCUCGAGAGCGAACCGAAUCUUCUAGUCAUGACCACAAGCGCCGUAGCGGUAUUCCAGGUGAUCUUGCAAUUGCUCUUCAUAGCCGAUGUUUCCCGUCGUCGCGUUCACUUGCCCGAGCAUGACCGCAGCAAACCGGGCCGUCAGAUUGUCACAUUCCUAUUGAUCUGUAAUGUGGCUAUGUUUGCUAUUUACACAUUUGAAGCUCAAAAAGUAUUCGCCAAUCCUGUAAGUAGAUAUGUUCAGCUUGACUUUUACGGCUUUGUGCCAUGGUCAAUAAUUCAACGCGUCACACUGCCACUCUGCAUUUUCCACCGCUUCCACAGCGCCGUAACACUCGCCGAAAUCUGGAAGACAACGUACAAGGCACGCCUCGAAUAAGGAGACACGACGACGCUCCAGCUAAAAUUGUACUGCAUAAGCAAAUAGAGAGUGGAUUAUGUAGAGUGCCCAAAGAGUAUUUAAAGCGAAUAGCAAAAUAGCAAAGAAACUGCCAAACUGCAAAAAAGGUACCAAAAACAAAACAAAAGGAAGCAAAGGAAGCAAUGGAGGUAAAGGGAGAAAAGAAAGAAAUUGGGAAAACAAGUGACGACGAAAAAAUGAAUGUCUAAAGAAACAGUUGAAUUACACAGCAUAAUUUAACACUGAAGCAGCGUAAAAGAAAAUGAAUAAUUUAAAUUUAUUAAAAAGUGACAAAUUCGAUUGUGUGAGAAGGAUAAAAUACAUAGAAAGUAAAAAAUAAUUGCACGAAUAACCCUGAAAAAACAAACAAAAACAAAAAAACAAUUCUAUAAGGUAGGGAGGGCUAAGGAUGUUGUGAAGUCAAACAUAUUGAACCACUAAGCUGUUACUCGCAUACAACACCACAUUAUCACCCCACACCGACACACACACACACGCCACAUAUUCAAACAACCGAAAAUAGACACUGGCAUAUGCCAUGCCAUGCUAUACUACAUACACGAACAAACAUACACUCAGCAAAGUAAUAGUAAGGACAAGUAAAAGUAAAAUCAUCCAAAGCAAAAUGGCAAGCAAACGAUUAAGGCGAAUCAAAUUAUGUAUUGUAGCCGCAUCUGCGCAUCUGAAUUAGAGCAGACAAAAAAGUUGUAUAUUUAAGUCUAAUGUUAAGAUUUUACUUAUUAAUUAUUACAAAUAAAAAAUGGAAAAUGAAAAAAGCAACAUAACAAUUAUUAAUUAUGAACUACUUACAUAGUUAAGCGAGUACAAUUUUUAGAUUUCCACGAGUGUGUAAAACUAAUUUUUAAAAAGUCACCGAAAUAUUUUUAUUUAUUAUUCUUAACCUACUACAAACCGGAUGAAAACAAUUUGAAAAAGCAAACAAUAAAAAAAAAAAUUAUUUACAUAGAACUUCGUUAUGAAGUGGGGAGUAAAAAACAACAAUAAAAGAUUAAUUAAUAAUUUGAAUGUUACCCCAUUGAUGGUGUAGCAGUUGCGAUAACUUUUUUGUUUUUGUUUUUGCUAAGUCAUAUUUUUAAAGUAAGCUGUAGUGGAUGCUAGCAGCCACGCCCAUUAGAGUGCAAACACUCAUUUGUAUGGCCGCAAAGCGACAAUUUAUUAGUACUUAAAUAGUAAUGAUUUCAUAUUUGCACUUUUCAAAUUAAAGAAAGCGAAGAAUGGGGGAAAAAUGAGUUGAUGGCGGCGGAGAUUUACGAACGAUAUGUAAUUUUUUGUGUGUAUAUUUUUUUUCCGAUGUUUUAUUCGGUCUUCCUUUAAUUUUGGUUUAUUGAUAUUAAAUUUUGUGUAUCUGUCGAAUAUUUUUGGAAUUUCCUUUAUUUAAAAAAAUUAUGCUUAAAAAGUUUCUAAAUAUUUGUUUAAUUUUUUACUGAAUUUUCUUUUAAAAUUUGUUUAAGUUUUUUGCCUUUGUAAUAUAUCUAAGUCUUAUAAAUGUUUGUUCUUUAAUGUAAAAACAAAUUCAAAAUUUUUUUAAAUAUUUUAUUUAACUUUCUUUUAAAACUGUUAAGAUUUUGUUAUAGCUUUAAGCCCCUUUAAAAUUUCUAUUUCCGUUUUUAUUUAAAUAAAGGUUUGUUUUUGAAUGUCAAAAUAAAUUAAAAAUUCUUUCACAAUAUUUCAAAAUUUUCCUUAAUAUUUUAUUUAAAUUUAUUUUAAAAUUGCUAACAUUUUAUUACAGUUUUUAUGCCUUUUUAUUUUUCGCUUUGUGUGCAACUAAGUGCUCGCUGUUUUUUUGAUGAAAAUACAACUUUAUUCUGAAAAAAUGGUUGCAAGUGAAUUAUUGAAAGUAUUGCCCAUAGCUGGCUAUUACUUCUUCCCAUCUUUCUCGUGGAUCUCGUAUACCAUCGCGGUAAAACUGUUCAUCUUUUGAGGCUAUUAACGAAUCAAGUCAUUUUUUGAUGUCUUCAUAUGAAUGGAACUGCUGGUCAGCUCGACUAUGUGCCAUCGAUUGAAACAGGUGAUAAUCGGACGGCGCAAUAUCUGGAGAAGAGGGCGGGUGGGGUAUGAUUUCACAUUUCAGUGUUUCCAGGUAGGUUUUAACGGGACUCACCUUGCCAAGGCCGAGCGUUGUCAUGCUGUAUAAUCACUUUUUCAUGCCUCUCUGCGUAUUGCGGCCACUUCUCGUGCAGUGCUCGGCCCCAGUGAUGGUUUCACUUUGUUUUAACAGUUCAUAAUAAAUAACAUCCAAACUUGGUCCCACCAAAUGCAUAGCAUCACCUUCGCAGCGUGCAUAUUCGGGCGAGACGACGACGUAGAAGCAUAACCGGGCAGUCCCCAUGACUUUCUUUUCUUUGGAUUGCUGUAGUGAAUCCAUUUUUCAUCACCCGUCACGAUGCGAUGAAGAAAGCCCUUUCUUUUUCGCCGCUGGAGCAGUUGUUCAAAGGCGAAAAAACGACGUUCAACAUCCCUUGGUUUUAACUCAUAAGCAACCCAAGUCCCCUGUUUCUGAAUCAUUCCCAAAGCAUGCAAUCGCUUGGAAAUGGAUUGGCGGGUAACGACUAAUACUGAAGUAAUCUCUUCUUGCGUUUGACACGGAUCCUCAUUGAUCCUCAUUGAGCAAUGCCUCCAAUUUAGCGUCUUCGAAGGUUUUCGGCCUUCCUUCUCGCGGGUGGUCGUCAACAUUAAGAUCACCGUCUUUGAAGCGACGGAACCGAUCUCGUCACGUUAAUUCACUUAAAGCAGCAUCUCCAUACACUUUUUGCAGCUCUCGAUGCGCUUCAGCCGCUGUUUGCUUCGAAUGAAUGAGGAAAAUCAACACUUCCCGCAAAUGGCCAUUAUUCGGCACAAAAUCAGACAUUUUCACAAAACCAAAAGUAUAGGGCACCAAAACGAAAUCAGUAAUGUGUGUGAAUCGGAGUCUUUUCCAUAAGUGUAAGCUUGGUUUAUGAUGUUUAGGUUAUGUUAGAAUCGACUACCACCUACUGCUGGCAGCAUCGAUUGACAAACAGCGGGAGUUAGUUGCGCACCUAAUAAAAUAUUAUGCUUUGUUCUCAUUUUUCUGUUGGUUUCUUAUUUUUUUUUUUUUUUUUUGUGUUUGAGCCAUUUCUCAAUUUGAUAUAUUUACUUGAAUUUUUGUAAAUUUUUAUUUUGCCUCCAUUUUGUGUAAAAAUAUUUUGUGAUUAUAUUUUAAUUAUUGUUUAUUUAAUCUUUUUUCAUAUUUUUUUCUUAGUAUUUUAUAUUUAUAUUUUGUUUUUGUAGUAUUUUAAAAAAAAUGUGUAUCAAAAGGGGCAAAAAAAACCAAUUGAAUAAAAAAAGCAACGGAAAAAGAAAAUUUCGAUUAAAAAAAAUAUAAAUGAUUUAAAAAAAAUAAAGAAAAGUUUUAAAAUAUUUCCUUUUCAUUCGAAUUUUUCGAUUCGAGACUUCUUAUUUUAUUUCUCACAGGACUAACUAUCUGUAUCUCUGUCUCUAUCCUUUCCGAUCUCUUUCUCUGAUACUUUUCUCCUUCCCUCCUUGACUACAAAUCUACCCCCUUUCCAGAGCCUUAAAUAUAAUGGGCUUUUUAGCCUGAGUGUUUUAGGAGCCACCAAAUCUCCUGGUGCUCCUUGGCUCGACCUUUUCAUUUUUCUUAUUUUAUUUGUUUUUUGUCUGAUUUAAUCCUAUAAGUUUUAAAUUUAUAUUUCAAUUUUUAUAGAUUUCUGAUUCCUAUGAAAGGAAAUAUGUCCUUAAUUGUAUUGGGAAAAUAAAAUUCAUUGUUA